CCGUCGGCGCCGGAGUUGUCGUCUACGCUUUCUACGGCGACGGAGGCGAGGAUGACUACAGGCGGGUCGCUGAAGCCCCGCGAAUCGAUCAGCUCCGCGAGUAUCUUCAGUACGGGCGUGAUGGCAGGAAUGGACAUGCUCACUCAAGGCGCGGCGUCUCUAGCCAGAUACAACGUACGUGUCCCUGCCAUCAGCAACAGGGGGAUCUGGUGUUCGUGAAAUAUCUACCAAUCAAGAGCUUCGAAACGACGAACAAAUUCCUCAAAAUGGUAAAGAUGUUGCAUGACCUGCGUCACGAGAACGUGAACGCGUUUGUCGCUUGCUACAUCGAUGGCCUCUCUCCCGCCCUGGUGCUGGAAUUCUGCAGUAGGGGUUGCCUCAUGGACAUAUAUACGAACGAAAAUAUAAAAUUGGAAUGGUCCUUCAAACUUUCAUUUCUAACGGAUGUAGUUAGGGGCAUGCGUUACCUUCACUCUUGCCCGCUUAAAAUGCACGGACGUCUGACGUCACGGAACUGCGUCAUCGACAGCAGAUGGGUGGUGAAGAUCACAGACUACGGCCUGCCGACGAUCCUCGACGGAAAAUCCGUCGCGAAAGCAACGACGGCAAAAGAUCUGCUGUGGACGGCCCCGGAGUUGUUGCGGGACACUCUGAUGAUGACGCCGCAUGCUGACGUCUACUCGUUUGCCAUCAUCUGUCAGGAGCUGAUCUUGCGCGGACGACCGUUCUGUAUGAACAAGCUCUCUCCCGAGGAUCUCAUUAAGAAGUUAAAGAAGCCUCCGCCGUUGAUCCGGCCGUCGGUGUCGCCGCAGCAGGCGCCGCCAGAAGCCAUUCACAUCAUGAAGCAAUGCUGGAUGGAGAUGCCCGAGUCACGGCCCUCAUUCGAUGCCAUCUACGAUGGAUUCAAGGGCAUGAACCACGGCAAAAAAACCAACAUGGUGGACACGAUGUUUACAAUGCUCGAGCGUUACUCUGACAACCUGGAGGAUAUCGUGAGGGAAAGAACCGAACAGCUGGACGAGGAGAAGAAGAAGACUGACCAGCUUCUCUAUCAGAUGCUGCCAAGGACGGUGGCAGACGCGUUGAAGGCAGGCCAGCCCGUAGAAGCGAAGACGUACGAGGUGGCGACCAUCUAUUUCUCGGACAUAGUCGGCUUCACUAAGCUCUCUGCCAGCAGCACGCCCAUGGAGAUCGUGACCUUCCUGAAUGACCUCUACACGAUGUUCGACAACACCAUCAACCAGUACGACGUUUACAAGGUGGAGACGAUAGGCGACGCUUACAUGGUCGUCAGCGGAAUCCCCGUGCCUAACGGCGACCGACACGUCGGCGAGAUCGCCACCAUGUCGCUCGACAUACUCAGUCAGUGCGGCACGUUCAAGAUCUGGCAUCGACAGAACCAACCUCUCCUGAUCCGCAUCGGAAUACACACGGGUACGUGCGUGGCUGGAGUUGUGGGGCUCACCAUGCCUCGCUACUGUCUGUUCGGCGACACCGUCAACACAACAUCCAGGAUGGAAUCAACGGGCGCAGCGUUUCGCAUUCACGUCAGCGAGACCGUGGUCACGGAGCUCGAUAAGCUGGGAGGUUACCACAUGCAGUACAGAGGGGAGAUCGAGCUGAAGGGAAAGGGAUUCGCAAAAACCUACUGGCUUGUCGGCAAGGACGGGUUCGAUAAGCCUUUACCAGUACCUCCCGAGAUCCAAUCGUCUCUUCACCACGCGUCCCACGCCCCUGCCCCGCCAAUCAUCAUCGAGCAACCCAGGGAUGCAGAUGGAGCCACCGUCGCCGCGGACGCGUGGGUCUCACAGGACAUGCCUCUACACGCGGAAAAGCUGCCACCAGUGCAGGAACCAGUAUCUGCUAGAAAAGCAGCCGUCAAUCAUCCUGCGGUUAACUCGUCGUUGCUGAAGCAACCCGGUGAUCAACAGGUGUCACUAGACGCCACCUACCGGUGCACCACCGGCAGCACAUCGCUGCACGGCGAGACGGCUGACAUUGACUUUGGAAAGACAAUGCGUGGACACGUCGCUGACGUCACGGCGGCACCACGUGACUCGCUGCCUCUGCAGCAGAGAGGGAACGGAUGUAGAUUGAAGAGCGGGAGAGUGAGGCGCGAUUCUCGCAGGGAUGCGAACACCCCCGUGUAUAACUUCACAACGACAGAGUCACGGCAGAUGAGCGGAGAACAGUUGCAGCCGUAGCAGUCAGCGGCAGGAGGUGGCGAGGGGCGGAGUGCAGCACAGAAGGAACGAUACGCGCCAAAGAAUGAGAAAUACGGACCGGAGCAAGACGACAUGCAACAGUGUCAUGGAACAGCACAAUAAGCGAUACACACACCCGAGUGAGCAUUACACACGACAGCAGGAGAACACAUAACACAGUAAACAACACUUAAUUCAUUUUCUCAUCGUCAGUAUCACCCGUUAUGAGUGCAUUCCUAGCAAUCAUAGCAGUAUGGUAUACGUCUAGGUGUGCACCAACUCCUCGAUCAUUGCUCACUGUAAAUGUUUUUACUAUUUACUGAAAAUAUCAUAUUUAUAUAUAUAAUGCCAGUGUAUCAGUUUGUCAUUGCACAAUGUUGUAAACUAUGUUUGCGUGUGAACACGUACAUAACCUCAUGUUUGGAUUGUGCAUGUA
Molecule: messenger RNA, 2640 nt
Organism: Priapulus caudatus
Lineage: Eukaryota; Metazoa; Priapulida; Priapulimorpha; Priapulimorphida; Priapulidae
Product: retinal guanylyl cyclase 2-like
Exons: 14
Biological process (GO): intracellular signal transduction; cGMP biosynthetic process; receptor guanylyl cyclase signaling pathway
Molecular function (GO): ATP binding; protein kinase activity; guanylate cyclase activity
Source: RefSeq, a predicted model, not a curated record